Messenger RNA from Aethalodelphis obliquidens (Pacific white-sided dolphin), 2034 nucleotides. RefSeq names its product apolipoprotein R-like. The record is from RefSeq and is a predicted model, not a curated record. The transcript is spliced from 4 exons. Lineage: Eukaryota; Metazoa; Chordata; Mammalia; Artiodactyla; Delphinidae. The coding region runs from base 42 to 611 and encodes 189 amino acids.
AGAACAGCUGAGUGCCACUGUGGCCCCUCUGAGACUGUGCCAUGGCCACCAAUUUGUCUUGCAUUUUCCCAGCACUGCAUUUUUUUGGGGUCUUGGUGCUAUUGCUGUGCCCUUCCUGCUUGUGUGACUGCGACAUGUUUCCUAGCAUUGCCCAUGGAUCCUAUGAAGAUGUGAGUCCAAUUUUUUCCUUUACUACUGUGGUGCAGUAUAAAUGUGAUGAAGGAUAUAUUCUGGUUGGAGAAGAAAAAAUCACCUGCAGAAAUUCACAUUGGUCAUCUCUAGCUCCUCAGUGUAAAGCUCUAUGUCUGAAACCAGAGAUAAAAGAUGGAACUUUGUCUCUGGACAAGUAUAAGUAUGUUGAGUCUGAAACUGUCACUGUCCAGUGUGACUCUGGCUAUAGUGUGGUCGGCUCUCCGAGUAUCAUCUGCUCAGAGAACAGAACCUGGUACCCAGAAGUGCCCAAGUGUGAGUGGGAAGUUCUCUCGGGCUGUGAACAAGUACUCGCAGGCAGGAAACUCAUGCAGUGUCUCCCAAGUCCAGAGGAUGUAAAAAUGGCCCUGGAGGUGUAUAAACUGUCUCUGGAGAUUGAAAGAUUGGAGCUACAGACUUGAAGUGGAGCACCAGUCAAAAAUCAGUACAUCUAUUUCCCCUCUCUUCCCCUUAAAAACAGAGAAUUAGGUACAUUUCCCUUAUUAGCAACUCUACUGGUCCUUAAGUGCUAUUAUUUACUGAAAAAAUACCUGUGUUAGAAGAAUCUUUGAAAUUUUUGAUGCCACUGCUAAUGUGGAACUAUUGGUGGUUUAUAUCCUAUCUCAUUUUAAGCUUCUGCUUCCUUAGGUUUGGUGGAAUGGCAAAAAUAAAUAAUCACCUGUCAAAAAUGCAGUAUCUUUGUUUUCACUUUGAUUCCCUUGGAAUGAGAAAUUAGGGCCCUAUAUCAAUCACUUCCUGAUGCUUCUCAAAUUAAUGCCUCUUUUCUAUUUUCAUACUGGAGCCUUGUCUGAGCUGUAUUUACACUACAUCUUCACUUCCUACUCACCCUUCAGUGCCCAGGUCAAAUAUUACGUCUUCCUCCGUCUUUUCCUUUCUCUUUCUAUUGAUUACCAAUAUUUUCUCUGGAACAACUUCUCAGUUCCUCUUUAUAUUUAAGGUAUAUUUGGUUUUGCUUGACAUACACUCCAUCCAAUAAUAACCAGCUUGGAUGCCUUUGAAAGCCUGUGUGAAACCCAAGUAUUCUUCUUGAGCAUGUCCAAGUCUUCCCAUCCAGUGUGAUCACUCUUUUCUUUAAUACUUCAACUAAAAUAGCUUUAGUGUCUCUUUUAGGACAGAUUUUCCAGAAGCAGACCCUGAGAAGAGAAUUUGUGUGAAAGUAAUUUAUUAAGGAACUUCUCCAAGUUCUCAAAGGAGAAAUGGGAAAAGGAGUAAGGUAAGCAGGAUGGGACAGGGAAGGCACGUAGUAGGGUGACCAGGCAAAGUCGAAGGAGGGUGGCUUAACCUUGACCCAGAAGGGAACCCUGGACUAUAAGUUUGUGUACAUUUUGUCCCAAUUCCAGGUAAAGGAACUGGGCUUUCAUUCUGCUGUGCCAACCAGUUAUUGGUUAUCAUGAAGGCACAUGAGCCCCCAGGGCAUCCAACUCUUUCUGUGUGACUACAAAGCUGACUUGCAGCCUGAGGGGAGUCCUCCCAAAAGAGUGGAAGUAUAACCCUAAGAAACCAGAGUACACAGAAGCCUGCAGAGUAGAGCACAGAAAUGGUAAAAGGUCUGAGGGCCUGGGUAGAGCUUUCAAUGCUUAUCCCACACGUGUUAUUCUUAUAUCUCUGGAUAUUCUGGGGAGCCUUAUAAUUUCUUAUGGUCACCUCUUCUUCCAUUUUUUUGCCUCCCCAAAUGUCAUUCUCACUCAUGCUUACUUAGCUACUAUGGCUGGCCUCUGGUUCUUCACUGCAUCUUGAUCAAUUAUAGAGAACAUCACCUCUUUUCUUUGAUUUCUUCAAAAUAGCAAUCACAUAAGAUAGUUGCAUAGCAGACUUUUACUAACG